This is a messenger RNA of Eptesicus fuscus (big brown bat), 1904 nucleotides long. It is a transcript of the gene ATP6V1C1, whose product is annotated as ATPase H+ transporting V1 subunit C1. Gene Ontology annotation, biological process: proton transmembrane transport. The coding region runs from base 237 to 1385 and encodes 382 amino acids. The record is from RefSeq and is a predicted model, not a curated record. Gene Ontology annotation, cellular component: vacuolar proton-transporting V-type ATPase, V1 domain; lysosomal membrane. Gene Ontology annotation, molecular function: proton-transporting ATPase activity, rotational mechanism. The transcript is spliced from 13 exons. NCBI's taxonomy places the organism in Eukaryota, Metazoa, Chordata, Mammalia, Chiroptera, Vespertilionidae.
CGGAGCGGCGCGCGCGCCGCGGUCAGCUGACCGCUCCGGCUGGCACGUGACUCGCUCCUGGGGCGCUGGGGUCCUGGAAGCCGUGAGGCCCGAGCUUAGGUCCGGGAGGGAUGGAGCGCUGAGCCCUUAACGUCUGCCAGGCUUGUCCGCCUCCGCACCUGUUCCUGCCGCCACUUCCUCGUUGGACACCUGCCUGGAGUCUCUGUUGAUUUUGGAAGAAGUACCUGGUAACAAACAUGACUGAGUUCUGGCUUAUUUCGGCUCCUGGGGAGAAAACAUGUCAACAAACAUGGGAAAAAUUGCAUGCAGCAACUACAAAGAACAAUAAUCUUGCUGUUAGUUCAAAGUUCAACAUUCCUGACUUAAAGGUUGGCACACUGGAUGUCUUGGUUGGUUUGUCGGAUGAACUGGCUAAACUGGAUGCAUUUGUAGAAGGGGUGGUUAAGAAAGUGGCCCAAUAUAUGGCUGACGUAUUGGAGGAUAGUAAAGAUAAAGUUCAGGAGAACCUGCUGGCAAAUGGAGUUGACUUGGUUACUUAUAUAACAAGAUUUCAGUGGGACAUGGCUAAAUAUCCAAUCAAGCAGUCUCUGAAAAAUAUUUCUGAAAUAAUUGCCAAGGGAGUGACUCAGAUCGACAAUGACCUGAAAUCUCGAGCAUCUGCAUAUAAUAACCUGAAAGGGAAUCUUCAGAAUUUGGAACGAAAGAAUGCAGGAAGUUUGCUAACUAGAAGUCUCUCAGAAAUUGUGAAGAAGGAUGACUUUGUUCUUGAUUCAGAGUAUCUCAUCACGUUACUAGUUGUAGUUCCCAAGUUAAACCACAAUGACUGGAUGAAGCAGUAUGAAACACUAGCCGAGAUGGUCGUUCCCAGGUCUAGCAACGUGCUCUCAGAGGACCAGGACAGCUACCUGUGUAACGUCACCUUGUUUAGGAAGGCCGUUGAUGACUUCAGACACAAAGCCAGGGAAAACAAAUUCAUUGUUCGUGAUUUCCAGUAUAAUGAAGAGGAGAUGAAAGCAGAUAAAGAAGAGAUGAACAGGCUUUCUACUGACAAGAAGAAGCAAUUUGGACCACUUGUGCGGUGGCUGAAAGUGAAUUUCAGUGAAGCAUUUAUUGCGUGGAUUCAUGUGAAAGCAUUGAGGGUUUUUGUAGAGUCUGUUUUAAGGUAUGGCUUGCCAGUGAACUUUCAAGCAAUGCUACUUCAGCCCAAUAAGAAAACAAUGAAGAAACUAAGAGAAGUAUUAUAUGAAUUGUAUAAACAUCUAGAUAGCAGUGCAGCAGCUAUCAUUGAUGCGCCUAUGGAUAUCCCCGGCUUAAACCUGAGCCAGCAGGAAUACUACCCCUAUGUCUAUUACAAGAUCGACUGCAACUUGCUGGAAUUCAAGUGAACAGAGCUCCUCCCACAGCCCUUCCUUGUGUGGGUGUAUGCUCACAGGAAUAGGCUGAAGGAUGGCAAUGCUUUUAACCCUAUCACCCUGGCUUGCUUCUGACCCCUCUUCCUAGGUGAAUUCUCCCAUCGUGGUCCAUUUCCAAACAUUUUCUUUGAAAAGAAAAAUGUAUGUCUUGUUUCUUUUUAUUGAUCAGGUCUGUAAAUGUGUACUGAAAAAAUCAGAGUCUAUUUAUAAAUAGAAUAGUUUAUUUAAAGAGGUCUUUCCUCAUCCAUGUUGUGAUAUGCGUAAUUCCAUUUGUUACUGUUGUGCACAAAAGCCUUGUUUACAAGGGAAUGGUGUAAACAUUUAUACCAUUUUGCUCACUAUAUUUAGUAGACAUAACUGUUAAAUAGUUACUGAAUCGUGAUGUAAAGAAAUGUGACAAUAUUCAGGUAUGUGCUUUCUCAAUGUUUCAAAUGAAAUCUCUGAGCUUUGUUGACAUCCACAGGAGAGAAUAAAAUGACCUGUGCAAAGGUG